UGAUCAGUGUGUGUGUGUGUAAAACCAUUUCUAUUCAAGGCACUCAGUUCGCACUGCAUUUUCUCUAGGGAGGGGAAAGAGUCACACACUGUUGGGACUGUGUUGUAAUUGGCAUGCUUGGUCUAGACAGCUUACACACACCCACUCUCUCACACACACUCCCAAACACACACACGUUCAGAUACCGGUCACAGAGCAGAAGUUUUCACAGCAACUCCGUUCUCUCCAAACACACGUUUGGAAAGGUGAAGCUCCGCCGCCAGCCGUGGAUAAAUUACGUGUGACAUGUUUAGCUGGGCUGCCUUUUAUGGCGCACGCUCUAUCUCAGCACAGUAGAGUCCGGAGAGCGAGAGAGACAGCGAGAGAGAGAGAGUGAGUGAGUGAGAGAGAGAGAGAGAGAGAGAAAGCAGUAGAGAGGCAGGCAGUGUGAGAGGAGUGUGAAGCGUUCACUUGCUCCGUUUGCAGCAGUCAGUGGAGUCGUACUGGAGCAGAGUUGCUACUGACAGACGUGCCUUUGACAUCCGCUGCUGCUUGGACCACUUGAAAGAGCAACUCGCGCCUCCCCCACCCCCUUUUUCCCGCUUCUGCCACCUGCUUCAGCGCCAAGUGACGUCCGCAGUCCUGGACGAGAACGGCCUCUGCUACGCACCUGGUCGUCACAGCAACACUCUAUGCCCCCCUGCAAGUGCCCCCAUGUUGCUUCUUGAGUCUGUGUCAUAAGGACGUUUCCAGGCGUGUAUGUGUGUUAGUGUGUGUGUGGGGGAUACGCGUGGGUGUGUGUGAGUGUGUGUGUGUGUGUGUGUGUGUGUAAAUGAGUGAGUGACUGCACGAGUGUGGGCGAGAGGUGACUACUACUGCCUCUUUCCACACCAUCACCAACUCUCCCCCUCUGCCCCCGCAACCACACGUAAUCAAUAAUGAGUUUCACCAUCCGUCUGGCUUGGCAGCGCAGCUGAGGAGAAACUGAGUGACACUGAGACAACGAGGAGACAGAGAGAGACGGAGGCCUCCACACACAGAGGCUUCAAUAAACUAAAAGGUCACAACAAUGGGCCUCUGAGAUUUGAUUUCUGAGUGCCUAUAAACAAAAAAGGCAAACCACGUCUCAAAUCUCGUUUCCCUUUUGUUUCAAGUGCACAAACGAAACCGGACAAAAAGAAGCUCCCUCUUCUUCACCUCCGACAUAUCGUCUGGAUUUUUUUUAUUUUUUUAAAUUCUUUGCUUUCAAGCCAAAAUGGCGGUUAAUGUGACGCCCAUCCGGGACACGAAAUGGCUGACGCUGGAGGUGUGUCGCGAGUUCCAGCGAGGCACGUGCUCCCGACCCGACUCUGAAUGUAAGUUCGCCCAUCCGGCCAAAAGCUGCCAGGUGGAGAAUGGGAGAGUCAUCGCCUGCUUCGACUCCCUCAAAGGCCGCUGCUCCAGAGAGAACUGUAAGUAUCUGCACCCUCCGCCCCACCUAAAGACGCAGCUCGAGAUCAAUGGCAGGAAUAACUUGAUCCAGCAGAAGAAUAUGGCCAUGCUGGCCCAACAGAUGCAGCUGGCCAACGCCAUGAUGCCUGGCACACAAUUGCAGCCUGUGCCCAUGUUUUCCGUCACGCCCAGCCUGGCCACCAACGCCACAGCACUGGUUAACCCAUAUCUGGGUCCCGUGUCUCCAGGCCUGGUGCCCAAUGAGAUCAUGCCUAGCGCACCUGUACUAAUGACCAGCACUCCUAACGUCCCUGUGCCCGCUGCAGCUGCCGCCGCCGCCCAGAAGCUUAUGAGGACAGAUCGGCUGGAGGUUUGCCGGGAGUACCAGAGAGGGAACUGCACGCGAGGUGAGAACGAUUGCCGUUUUGCUCACCCAUCUGACAGCGCCAUGAUCGACACCAACGACAACACAGUGACCGUGUGCAUGGACUACAUCAAGGGCCGCUGCUCACGCGACAAGUGCAAGUACUUCCACCCUCCGGCGCACCUGCAGGCCAAGAUUAAGGCCGCGCAGCACCAAGUCAACCAGGCGGCCGCCGCUGCUGCCAUGACUCAGUCGGCUGUCAAAUCACUGAAGCGACCCCUCGAGGCAACCUUUGACCUGGGGAUUCCACCUGUUUUGCCUCCAUUACCAAAGAGACCCGCACUUGAAAAAGCCAACGGUGCCACAGCCAUGUUCAACACUGGCAUGUUCCAGUACCAACAGGCCCUGACCAACAUGCAGUUCCAUCAACAGGCGGCUUUUAUACCAUCAGGCUCAAUAUUGUGCAUGACACCCGCAGCGAGUGUUGUUCCCAUGAUGCACGGUGCUUCGGCAGCCACUGUGUCAGCAGCCACCACAUCCGCCACAAGUGUUCCCUUCGCAACAGCCACAGCCAAUCAGAUCAGAGCAAGUCCUGGGGACUUCGAUAUCGUAAUCAGAUUUCAAAAACUUGGCCCUGCUCUGACUAAUCAAUUCCAGUAAUAUCUGCAGAACAUCUGACUAGUCACAAAUACGUGACUCAGAUGUAGGACUUCCAACAAUCACGUUCAAGUGUGCUUGUGUGCCGUCUGAAUUUUAGGAUCCAACCUUUACCCACCAACCAAGAGCAACAGAAGAUAAGAAAAAAAAUCAUGUCACCAUUUCCUGGAAUGACGGAAACACGCAUGCUAUCUCCAACACUGUUAAGAAUUUGAUAUAGUUGAAAAGUGGAAAAAAAAAAAAGAGAAAAAAAUAGAAAAAACCCUCUUUCGGUAUACUUUUUUUUUUUUUUUUUGGUAGCCAGAUAAAGAGAACAUCACCGUUUGCCUUUUUCCGUCUGCGGAUGGUACAAAGCAUGUCUGAACCAUUCCAGCGACGGGAAAUGCAUGGUGGUGUCUCCUGUCAUUGUUUUCUAUUGGUAAAAUUUUUUGGUUGUGUUUUGUUUCUGGGACAGAGGGCGGGGUUUUAUUUUAUUUUGUUGUUUCUUUUUAUGGUUUACAAAAACCACGGUGCACCUUGAAAACGUUUCGUUUCGAAUAACGUCAAAAGGAACUUGCAAAAGAAUAUUAUGUAAGACUAAUAUCGUGCAUGCAGUGUUCCAUUUGUGAGCAGAUCUUUUAUAGGACUUGACUGUAUGAAGCGGACGGAGGACACACACACACACACACACACACACACACAUACGCAAAAAUGACAACUGAAUGUCCGAGAUCUUAAACACAGCAGUGUUCCUUUUCUUCGAAGCACAUCGAAGUGUCGAUCUUCAUGUUGCCGACUACACAUCAAGUGCCAUAGACAGUACUUGCAUCCAAAAGAUUUAAAAAAAAAAAAAAAAAAGAUACUAUAGACUUAUUAUAGAAGUGUUACGUGUUUGUAUUAUUAAUGCCUUUGAGUCUAUAAUGUGUUUUCUGGGUCUCUGUUUGAUUUCAGUAUUUUGUUUUAGUUUAUUUUGUUACUAGCCCAAAUAUCUCCAAAAAAAACCACAACAAUCACCAAAAAUGUCCAUUCUGUAAAAUUCAAAGUUUCUUUCCUUUUCCUUUCUUUCCUUUCUUUUUUUUUUAGCUUUAUUUCUAUUCUCAUUUCGUUUAAUUUAUAUAUAAAAUUAUUACGAUGUUUAAGUUCUCAAGACUUUACUCCAAACUAACAAGGACUCAUUCCUGGUGGGCAGCAUGCAGGAUUUUUGUUUUAUUUGUGGUUAUCGAAGUGUAGAAUUAAGUGUGAACGGGUUGUAAUUCUGUAAAUGGGAAACGAAAAUAAGAGAAAUAUAGUAUUAAUAGUUUUUGGGUUUUUUUCCUAUCUCUUAUGUAAGGUCCACUGUUUUAUUUUUCAUGUUUGAUCAGAGGAUGUGGGUGUAUUUUUUUAUUUUUUUAUUUUUUUAUUAUUAUUAUUAUUUUUAUUUUGUUUUGUGGUUCCUCCUCAGCCCUGUGUGGGAGGGAGAGAACAAUGGGGUCAGCGAUGUUACAGAAAGGGCUGCUGGGUAAAAAAUAAGUACACAGUGUUGGCGUAGUGAUAAGCAUCGAUGCACGUUACAUCCAAGGGCAGAAUUUUAAUGAUUGUAUGGUUCAAUAGUAAACGCCUUAGACCUUUUAGACCAUUCAGGCAUGUUCCCAUAUGUCUGUUUUUAUUUUAUCUUUCUAUUUUUAUUUUAAUAAUUUUUAAAAAAUUUUUUUUUUUUUUUUUUUUUGUAAUUUUUUUUUUUUUUUUAAAUCUGGGGUCGCAUUUUAUCCGUCUCAUAUAUUUGUCCAGAAAAAAAAUUAAAUAUCCUGUCGUAGAACUAAGCACGGAUACUGAAUUAGUAUUCCAUUUUGUCAAGUAAGAUUUAACUUUUGUAGAGUGUGAAAUACUAUAAAUAAUUGGUGUUUUUGUUUUUUCUGUUUGUUAAUUUUUUUUUUUUUUUUUUUUUUUUUUUUUUUUUUUUUUUUUUUUUUUUUUUUUUUUUUUUAGUAUUUCACAAUUCUAAACCUAUGUAGUGCCGGUUCAUUGAGUAUUGAAUAUUAGCAUACUGAGUAAAACCGAUACGAUUUUUAUUUUUAGUGAAGCAUUUUUUUUUUGUUUGAAAUCUUCGUACAAACAUCUUUUAUAUGAAUAUAUCUUAUGGUGAGGACAUAGUUGCCAAGAGGCAUAGCUGCUGUGGUGUGAACCAUGGCCGAUAUCGGAAUAAUAUUUUAAUGAUCUUCUGGUUUGUAAUUAGUCAUUCUAAUUAGAGAGAGACAGAGAAAAAAAAAAGAUGAGUAUAGUUCUUAGAUGUUAAAGGUUGUUUUCUACUGUAUUCGUUUAAAAAAAAAAUCUCCCUAGACGUAAGGCCUUGUUAAAGGAAAAAAGCUGCAUAUGUGAUGGUGAUGGGGCAGAUUGGAUGGACGUGAGGUCUGGAGGGUGUGUGUUAAACAGAUUUAAAAUAAAAAUAAAAAUAAAAAAAUAAAAAAAGGCUAAUCCUGUUCAGGUGACGCCACACAGGUAACGUCGGGGAGGAAGAGGACAAAAGUCGACUUUUUUGCACUUCUGUACAUAGUCAAAAAAGAAAGAAUCGUGUAUAAUAUUGAGAUCUUAUUUUGAAUAAAAAAUGUCUAUAAAUAUGAGGAAUUUUGUUAACGAUAUUAAAAACACACACACACACACAUACAGAAAGUCAGGCUGCUCGCAUAAAAGUGACACAGAAUUCCGAAAAGGGCAAAAAAAUUAUUAUAACGUCGCUUUGCUUUUUUUUUGUCAGCGGCUUGUAGCUUGCCAGAAAGCAUUCAGGUUGGAGGUGCCCCUCGUCCUCCAGAGCAAGGCCCUGUGUGAAAAGCCAUGUGGCCUCAACCUGGUGGUUCCUCGACCCUAAUCCUGAUCCUGAAGCACAUUUUAGUGUUUUUCAUCCUCUUCCACACCCACGUUGACUCAGUAGGGAUCAGUUUAGGUGAUGAGUUGAGUUUUUGGAUCUGGUGUUAACUCUUAGAGCAAUGAAAACAAUAAAAUAUGCAGAGCAGUAGUAGAACUUGGGAGCAGGAUUGGGAAUCACCGGCCUAACCUCAAAAUGAAAUAGAUCCAACCCAGAUUUUCUAGUUUCUUUUCUGACAAUUGCAUGUUAAAGGACGUAACAUAUACCACAAGAAAAACUUCACUGAGUAAUACUGAAUAAACAACCAUGUUAUACAACUUAUUUACAGUAUACUUUGUAAUAUUAAUGUAACGGACUAAAAAAAAAAAGGACAAAAAAACAAAAGUGGAUAACAAAAAAAAAUAGAUUCCUAGAGAGCAUUUCCUCAUCAAGGUCUUAGCUCUUAUGGAGUGAUAACAACUGUACAUCAUAGCUAUAAGUAAGAUUUUUCUUUUCAUACGUCGUAUUUUAAGUAGAUGAUGGAUCGACAACCGAAAUUCUUUGGCACUCUGAAGUAUGGGUACCUGUGGUGUAAAAUUAGGAAAUGUUUCGCGUCCAUGUUGAGUUGCCAAAUGGAUUCUGUGUUACCAAAGUUGAUUGUGCUUACGCAUUUCCUGCUCGUUCGUGGCUCGACCCCGGAUUACCCCUGGGCUCGCGAGAUCUUUUUUUUCAUCGGUUACAGGUGCACAUUUGAGUUGAUGACACGUUGUAAUCUCCAACUUAUGGUUUGUUUCUGCUUGUAGUGAUUAAUAAUGUAUUCUGUCUAAAGCUGCAGUUUGUUUCGGCUAAUUUUAUUAUUUAGUGCUUUCAGGAAAAAAAGGGUUUUUGUAAUUUAGCCUCAUUUCAGCAUGCACUUAUAAUGGCCUGCUAUCACAAUACUGACACAACAGUCUUAAGCCAUACACAAUUGAAGGAUUCAGACAUUUAAUAUUUACAAAAGGGCAGUUUUCUGCCACUCCAGUUUAUUAAAAAGGUCAACAAAAAAAAUCAAGGCAGGUCAUUAUUCGAUCUAAAUGCUAAAUUACAAAGACCUUAAAAAGUGGCUUUUAAUGCUUGAUUUCAUUCUUGCUGUUAUGAAAAAAAAUCUAAUGAAAAUAUAUAAAUGAACUUAAAUAAAAGUGGAUUUGCAAACAAA
Tachysurus vachellii is the source of this 6423-nucleotide messenger RNA. RefSeq names its product muscleblind-like protein 1. Gene Ontology annotation, molecular function: metal ion binding. Lineage: Eukaryota; Metazoa; Chordata; Actinopteri; Siluriformes; Bagridae. The coding region runs from base 1235 to 2434 and encodes 399 amino acids. The transcript is spliced from 12 exons. The record is from RefSeq and is a predicted model, not a curated record.